Neoarthrinium moseri is the source of this 1134-nucleotide messenger RNA. RefSeq lists its product as uncharacterized. The transcript has 4 exons. The coding region runs from base 1 to 1134 and encodes 377 amino acids. The record is from RefSeq and is a predicted model, not a curated record. Lineage: Eukaryota; Fungi; Ascomycota; Sordariomycetes; Amphisphaeriales; Apiosporaceae.
AUGGACGAGUCUUCGAAUACAGCAGGCCCAUUGGGGCCCCUACGUCGGGCCUCGACGACCCUAUUCAACGCGAACCCGCAGCUGGGUAUGUGGCAGGCGACGGGUACGGCACUCGCGCAGGCUCCCAACUAUUCAGAGCUGCGCGUCGCUCAAGCUGGGGAAGCCAUUGAGUUCAACGCACAAGGCCACUCUGCGCGUACGGCACUGCUUCAGAGCGAUGGAGAACUUGGCCCGGUCCUCAGCAAAACUACGUCAAGAUACGAGCCAUCGAGGAUCCCGGGAAGCCUCUCGGAUGACGAUGAGCAUCAUGCACGGCCACCGAGGCGCCGCCAGACAUUGCUGGAGAUGCAGAAUGACGAGCCGACUGUGGGUUUCGGUCCUACAAUCGCCAACGGUCUCAAGGCGUAUUGGAAAUUCCUCCGGACGCCAGCCGGGAUUCUGAUCACAAUAUACUUCCUAAAUAUAGUUGCUUGGGGUGCAAUGCUGUUCUUCCUUCUAUUGGGCGUGGCGCCCGCAAUGAACUAUCCGACUGCCGAUGACGAUAACUCGCCCCGCAAGAAGUGGCUCGAGAUCGAUAGCCAGAUUUUGAACGCGUUAUUCUGCGUCACAGGGUUCGGUCUCGCGCCUUGGCGGUUCCGCGACUUCUAUUACUUGGUCCGUGUGUUAGCCACGCACGACAGGCACGCCAUGCAGAGACUGGCAAAGCAGAACAAGGGCUGGUUCAGACCACCAGCGUGGUAUCGCGAGCAUGGAGACGUGGAACAAGCUGCUGCUACACCAUUGAAGUCGAACGAUGAUAUCCCUCAACCAAGCUUGACGCGAAUGCCGACAUUCACAGGCAGAAUGGCACCACCCACUGCGUUAUGGAAGCUGGCGCUAACCAUCUCGAUGAUGGUUAUGAACACUCUUUUCCAAGUUGUAUUGUCAUAUUACAUGUGGGCAUACAAUCGAUUUGACCGCCCCACGUGGGCAACUGGCACCUUUAUUGCAUUGGGCUGUGGAGUCUCGGCCGUUGCAGGGUUUGUGUCCUGGUGGGAAGGUAGGAAAGUGAAGAAGAUUGAAGGACCGGAAGUAAAUGUUGUUGAAGUAGGUCCCAAUAUGCAAGAUGCAAACAGUGCCACAAGUAGGGCAUGA